AGAUGCAAAGUGCCUGGGACAGAAGUGGGGCUCCGCUGGCGCCCAGCUCCAAAACCCAGGCAGCGUGGAAAAGACUAGACAGGGAAGGGGUUAGCCCUCAGAAUUACACGCGGGUUUGCCUUACCAGACUACCACCACUGGCACAACCUCAGACCCACACCCAACCGACUUUUCCUCCCAGGCCUGAUUAAUCUCGCCCGGAAGUACCGCCCACCCAUGCUCGCUUCCGCUAUCCCGUACUUCUGCUCAUCUCGCGAGAACUGAAAGCGCCUAUGUGACCUGCGCUAAGCGGAAGUUGGCCCUCUUUUCCGUGGCGCCUCGGAGGCGUUCAGCUGCUUCAAGAUGAAGCUGAACAUCUCCUUCCCAGCCACUGGCUGCCAAAAACUCAUUGAAGUGGACGAUGAACGCAAACUUCGUACUUUUUAUGAGAAGCGUAUGGCCACAGAAGUUGCUGCUGACGCUCUGGGUGAAGAAUGGAAGGGUUAUGUGGUCCGAAUCAGUGGUGGGAACGACAAACAAGGUUUCCCCAUGAAGCAGGGUGUCUUGACCCAUGGCCGUGUCCGCCUGCUACUGAGUAAGGGGCAUUCCUGUUACAGACCAAGGAGAACUGGAGAAAGAAAGAGAAAAUCAGUUCGUGGUUGCAUUGUGGAUGCAAAUCUGAGCGUUCUCAACUUGGUUAUUGUAAAAAAAGGAGAGAAGGAUAUUCCUGGACUGACUGAUACUACAGUGCCUCGCCGCCUGGGCCCCAAAAGAGCUAGCAGAAUCCGCAAACUUUUCAAUCUCUCUAAAGAAGAUGAUGUCCGCCAGUAUGUUGUAAGAAAGCCCUUAAAUAAAGAAGGUAAGAAACCUAGGACCAAAGCACCCAAGAUUCAGCGUCUUGUUACUCCACGUGUCCUGCAGCACAAACGGCGGCGUAUUGCUCUGAAGAAGCAGCGUACCAAGAAAAAUAAAGAAGAGGCUGCAGAAUAUGCUAAACUUUUGGCCAAGAGAAUGAAGGAGGCUAAGGAGAAGCGCCAGGAACAAAUUGCGAAGAGACGCAGACUUUCCUCUCUGCGAGCUUCUACUUCUAAGUCUGAAUCCAGUCAGAAAUAAGAUUUUUUGAGUAACAAAUAAAUAAGAUCAGACUCGGA
Messenger RNA from Pan troglodytes (chimpanzee), 1130 nucleotides. RefSeq names its product ribosomal protein S6 (gene RPS6). The coding region runs from base 343 to 1092 and encodes 249 amino acids. Gene Ontology annotation, biological process: translation. Gene Ontology annotation, molecular function: structural constituent of ribosome. NCBI's taxonomy places the organism in Eukaryota, Metazoa, Chordata, Mammalia, Primates, Hominidae. The record is from RefSeq and is a predicted model, not a curated record. Gene Ontology annotation, cellular component: ribosome. The transcript has 6 exons.